AUGAUAAUUAAAAAAAAGAACCCGUCAUUAAAAGCGAAAAAAGAGGAAGUUGUUGUAGAUGAGGAUUUGCAUCAGAUAGAAUUAAAAGAUCAGCGAUAUGGUUAUGAAAGAAUUAUAGAAAGAAUAGGACCAUGCGAAGAUAAUGAACUAUUUAAAGGUUUGAAUAAAGUUAAUAUAGUAGUGUUUGAAUAUGAUGAAGAUGAAAAUGAUAAAUACAAAAAUGGGGAAAAAGAUACAGUAGUUGAUGUAUUAUAUGAAAAUCAAAGAGGUAUAUCCUUAUGUGGAACUUUAAUGUUCUCUUCAAAUUUAUUAUUCUUUUUUGAUCCACCUCCUUGGACAGAUAAAAAUUUCCGAUAUUCGCCUGUUAAUAUAGCUACUGCAACUUGUCCUGAUCCUUCUUGGAGAUGGACAUGGGACAAAUGGAGAAUUGACAUGUAUGGAAAUGUAGAUUCUGAUGGAUGGUCAUAUGGUUUUUCUUUUAAGUCAAAAAGAUGGUAUGGAACCUCUUUUUGGUUUCAUAGUUUUGUGAGAAGACGAAAAUGGGUAAGACAGAGACAAUGUUGUUUUGAUGAUCUUAGGUGUGAGGAUGAUGGAAACUAUUUUACUAUUAGUUCUUCAUAUGAGCCUUCUAGGUCUCUAACAAGUACAACUAGUCCUAGUAAAGAUGUUUUAUCUGUAUCAGAUAAUUCUGAAGAUGAUAUAAGCGUUCAAGAUUUACUUAAGAGGUUAAGAGAAUCUAGGAUUGACAGAGAAAGACUCCGUAUUUUAAAAAGAUUCAUUAUAUAUAAUAAUAAAAGAAUUGAUUUAUUAAAAGAAUCAAUAAAAGAUAUUCUUGAUUGUUUUAUUUUUCAUGAAUCUCGGCGUCAGCUUCUUGCUUUUUUGGUUAAAAUGGCAAAAGAUAUUCAAACUGAAAAUUGUAAUGUUUCAGACUUUUUAGAAGGAACCAAAAAAGAAAUAAAUAAGGACGAUAUUUUAGAGCUUGCUCAUCUUAUAAAAAAAAAUAUAGAUAAAUACGAAUUUUGGGAAGAUUAA
This is a messenger RNA of Pneumocystis carinii B80, 1032 nucleotides long. RefSeq lists its product as hypothetical. Lineage: Eukaryota; Fungi; Ascomycota; Pneumocystomycetes; Pneumocystales; Pneumocystaceae. The transcript has 6 exons. The coding region runs from base 1 to 1032 and encodes 343 amino acids. The record is from RefSeq and is a predicted model, not a curated record.